This is a messenger RNA of Closterium sp. Naga37s-1, 1824 nucleotides long. The record is from the annotation of a GenBank genome assembly. Lineage: Eukaryota; Viridiplantae; Streptophyta; Zygnematophyceae; Desmidiales; Closteriaceae.
AUGCUCACUGCGCGAAUCCCAACCGUUCCUUUGGAUUUUGAGCAUCCGGCAUGGGGAGGGGUGCCGGCGGAGGCGAUGGAUCUGGUCCGUCGGAUGCUGGUGGUGGAUCCGGAUCAACGGCUGAGCUCGUUCGAGGUGCUGGAGCAUCCGUGGCUGAACCAGACGGCCGUUCGAUCGUUGGACCCGGCCGUGCGCUGCCCCCACCUGCUCUCGCCCUCCCUGCCUGGCGAACCCACUGUCGCACUCGACCCUCCCGUCUCUCUAGUCCCUCUCGUCGUUCCCGCUCUUCCCGUCGCCCUCGUCGCGUCUGUCCUGGCCGCCGCUCCCGUCACUCCCGUCCCAGUCGUGCCUUCUGUCCCUCCUCCGUCCCUCCCGUCCUUCCCGUCGCGGACGUACGUCCCGUCCCUCCCGUCGCCCAACACCCUCCGUCCCUUCCGUCCCGCGCCUCGCUCCUGUCCUUCUCCUCCCUCCCGUCCAUCCCUUACCUCUCUGCCGCUCGUCAUCCGUCCCUCACUCGAUCCGUCGCGCACUCCCUCCGUCGCUCGAACAAACCCACCGCCCAAACAGGGCAAUCGCCUUGCGUCAGCUGAUGACCUAGGUCCAGUCGCUCACACACUCCCGUUCCGCACACUCACUCUCGCCGCUCACGCACUCCCGUCCCUGAAUGCGUCCUGUCGCUCACACACUCUCUUCCCGCGCUCACUCAUUCCGUCGCUCGCUCACCUUGUAGCGCGCAGCACUCCCGCCUGUCUUCACACCACGGUUUCAGUUCCCCUGCCUGGACCGCAUCCUUUCAUUUCCGCAUGCAGUCACAUCAAUGGCUCUGCCAUCUGUUCGUCGUCGCGCUUCUCCGCGUCUUCCGCCUCCUAUCCUCCUUUCCAUGUCAGCACCUCUCCUCCUUUCCCUCUCAGCCCCUCUCCUCCUUUCCCUCUCAGUCCCUCUCCUGCUUUCCCUCUCAGCCCCUCUCCUCCUUACCCUCUCAGCCCCUCUCCUCCUUUCCCUCUCAGCCCCUCUCCUCCUUUCCCUCUCCGUCCCUCUCCUCCUUUCCCUCUCAGCCCCUCUCCUCCUUUCCCUCUCAGUCCCUCUCCUGCUUUCCCUCUCAGCCCCUCUCCUCCUUACCCUCUCAGCCCCUCUCCUCCUUUCCCUCUCCGUCCCUCUCCUCCUUACCCUCUCAGCCCCUCUCCUCCUUUCCCUCUCAGCCCCUCUCCUCCUUUCCCUCUCCGUCCCUCUCCUCCUUUCCCUCUCAGCCCCUCUCCUCCUUUCCCUCUCAGCCCCUCUCCUCCUUUCCCUCUCCGUCCCUCUCCUGCUUUCCCUCUCAGCCCCUCUCCUCCUUUCCCUCUCAGCUCCUAUCCUCCUUUCCCUCUCAGCCCCUCUCCUCCUUUCCCUCUCAGUCCCUCUCCUCCUUUUCCUCUCAGCCCCUCUCCUCCUUUCCCUCUCAGCCCCACUCCUCCUUUCCCUCUCAGCCCCUCUCCUCCUUUCCCUCUCAGCCCCACUCCUCCUUUCCCUCUCAGCCCCUCUCCUACUUUCCCUCUCAGCCCCUCUCCUCCUUUCCCUCUCAGUCCCUCUCUUCCUUUCCCUCUCAGCCCCUCUCCUCCUUACCCUCUCAGCCCCUCUCCUCCUUUCCGUCUCAGCCCCUCUCCUCCUUUCCCUCUCAGCCCCUCAUCUCCUUCCCCUCUCAAAACGAUUAUGCUGUUUUACCCUCCGUCCCUAUGCGGUGUCCCCCCUUCCCUCAAUCUGCUUUCCCCCUUCACCCCGCCCUCCCUUUCCCUCUUUUCCUACGCGCAGCUUCCCCCCUUCCAUGCGCGCUCGCAUUCCCCUUCCUGA